This is a messenger RNA of Anopheles nili, 5738 nucleotides long. RefSeq lists its product as uncharacterized. Lineage: Eukaryota; Metazoa; Arthropoda; Insecta; Diptera; Culicidae. The transcript is spliced from 12 exons. The record is from RefSeq and is a predicted model, not a curated record. Bases 16 to 4806 code for a protein of 1596 amino acids. Gene Ontology annotation, molecular function: guanyl-nucleotide exchange factor activity.
CCUCUAGCUGUGGAGAUGCUGACGGAAGAUCUGCCCGCCCUGCUGCAGAACCUUUUGGUUGGCAUCGAGCGGGCGAUCAGCCGCGUCCCGCUGGAGGAUCUGUCCUUUCCAUCGGCACCUGGUCCCAUCGUCGAUGGAGGCACCAGUGAAGAGCUGGACACCGCCGACGCUACCGAUGAGAAUGGUGAACUGGCGGAACCGGGUCGUGGUCACUUUGGUGCGACACCCGGCACACCCAAGCUCGGUCAGCUGCGACGUUCGCGCGAACUGAUCACCAAAAACAACAAGCCGUUAAUCAACAGUAAGUACACGCAGCUCAAGCGGCACCCGCUGGUGACCGUCGUUUCCGGUGCCAACCUGUCAACGGCCGCCAGGGCAACGCCAGCGGCGACGACGACGACGACCACGGCGCCGGCUAACGCCAAUGCCAAUCAAAAUGGAGGAAAAAGUGAAAAUGCUCCACAAAUCGGCAUCAACACCGCCACCGGCGGCAAUCAGCGUAAUGACGGCCUAAGCGUAACCAUCUGUGACACCGGUGGGGAUGAGGGGGGCGGUGGUGGCAGUGGUGGACAUGCAGGAGAUAAUCAGCAAUCAGCAGCGCAAGCCGUGGGAUCAAUGGCGGCCGCGGCAACCACAGGGAUGCCACUAUUCUGUCUUGGAGGCUCCUUUCCACACAUCGACAGCGACGAAGAGAGCAGUGACGAGCAGAAGAAGUGUGAACCAGCACCUCAUUUCCCGCACGAGAUCCACGCCCCACGAUCGAUUCGCGAGCUGCCGGAGAAACUCUUGACAUCAGGAAUCUCAAUACCAGGAACGCACGAUCGCUCCGGAUCGCCGAUCAUCUACAUCGAGGUGGCGAAAACGCUAGCAUCCGGGCUGAACUGUUACGAAAUCGCGACGGUGCUACUGUACUACAACACCCUGCCGAUCCAAAGACCUGCCCAUUACACGCUACAUCUGCUGGUGAACGAGAGCGCCCAGCUCGCGUUCCUCGACACGAUCGAAAGUACGCUGCAACUGCUCGAUGGACACCUGAAGCUAUCCGCCGUGUUCGUGUCUGGCUCGUAUGAUGCACCGGAUCCAGCUCACAACGGUGGUGGCGUGACAAUUCCGAGACCUCCUCUAAAGGAACACCUCCGACCGGGUAGCGUGCGCGUGCGCUAUCUCAACAACGAAACGAUCAAGAACUUCAUCAGCACCGACAACCUGCCGAUCCAGUGUUGCGGCUUCUACGUGCACGAUCAGCGCGAGUGGGUCGAUUUCUUCCAGCUGCUCGAACCACUUCAACAGCAGUGCGUGAAGACCGGCCGCCGGCUAGUUGCGGUGCUGGGUGAUCUGCGUGGUCUAGAUGGCCAGCAGCAGCAGCAGCAGAACAACCACCAGCAGCAACAACAACCUCAGCAACCGAAUCCGUUGGCACCGCCUCAGCAACAGGGCACGGCCACAACCCGCCGCCAACUGCACUCGCAACAUCGCGCCCUAAGCCGAGCGCUGAUGGACUCCGAGCUGCAGAACCUGCGCCACAAAGGACCAAACACCAUACAACGACUGCAGGACAAGCUGACCGUUAUCAACAACAAACAAACGCUUAAACAAACCAAAAAUUUAGUUAGAGCCUUUAGUGUAGAUAGUAGCAUGCGUAACGUUAUCGGAGCUAGUAUUACCGGCGGCACGGGCCACACCGUCGCGGCCAACGGUGCGGACAACCGGAUCGAGUACGAGUCGGACGUCAUCGGCGGGCGGUUGGCCGAAGUCAUCGCCAUCUACGGUGAGGUGGACCGGGCCGUGCGCAAACUCGAGCAGCUGACCGAGCAACGCCGGGAGCGGCUCCGGGAGAUGACACGCCAGCGAGCUUUGGACGACGAAAUCAACGAGGUUAUCUGUUGGAUACGCAACGAGGGUGAACAGCAGCUGCGAACGUUUAGCGAUCCGGGGGCACUCGAGUCACCGGAAGCGGCUCGCGAGUGUGAACAGCGGUUCGAGCAGUUCUACUACGUGGCCCGGAAGCACCUCGGCAAAGGGCGCGAUUUGUGUGACGCAUCCGGUGACCUGGAGAUCAUGCGUGACAACCUGAAGCUGCUGAAGGAUUGCGUGGAUGAGUUCCAAGAGCGGUUGGAGCGUGUUCGCGAACGGAAUGAAGGCGCUGCUCGGCUCCAUUCGCUCCUGGGUAUGCAACAGCUUAAGCUGGACGAUGAUAUCCGCGCGGAGAUGUUGAAGCUGGCGGAAAAGAUCGAUGCUCCGAUCAGGCUGGUUGAACGAUGUCGCCGUCUACUGCUGCCUCCAUCGGCAGGUGAUUCCAUCGAGACCUCAUUACCGUGCGCACCUACCGAUGAUCAGUCCUUGAGCGAUCAAUCGGUGAACAACACCACCACCUCGAGUAGUAGUGGGCCUCAUAACCAACAGGUCCUCAACAACAACCACCACCAGCACCAUAACAACAGUACCAGUGAUAACAUAAGUCUAGAUAUAAGCAUGUCCGACGACACGAUCACGGCCACGAGCACGCCGGAAAAGGGCAAGUUUGGCCAUUCGCUUCCGCCACCACCACCUCCUCAUUCACUGCCAACGCUCGCCACCGAACCAUCGGACGGGCAUCGUCGCCACAGUCAGGAUCAUCGUCACACCGAUCACCAUCAGCGGCACCGGCAGGAGUCCUCGGAGAGGCAGGAUCAGACGACGGUGCGACACCAGCGGCAUCACCACCAUCAUCACUCGCACCACCAGCGGCACGAGGAGGAAGACGAAGAGCUCUCGAAGAUGGCCGAUUCCGGGUUGGGUGGGUGCGAUCGGUGCGAUGGAAAUGCCAAGCUGGAGCGAACGUGCUCCUGCCAGAGCUUCGAUGAUCCCAAGAAUGUAUGCAACAACAGUGACGAUCUGGAUGAGGAUUGCUUUGAGGGCAUCUCAAAACCGCCCCUGGAUCUGCAGAUACCGCUGCAAGCGAAUGCGCACCUGUACUGUCACGCUUCUAACCUGCAGCUGGAUUAUGAAGAGAACAACCCGUUCGACAAGAAGACACAAAAGACGCUUCUAUUGAUCAUGCGGGAAAUGAUUGGCACAGAACGCGACUACGUCCGAUCGCUCCAGUACGUCAUUGAAAAUUACACGCAAGAGCUGUUGCGUGAGGACAUUCCGCAGGCCCUGCGCGGCCAGCGUAAUGUCAUCUUCGGCAACAUCGAGCGCAUCUGCGAGUUCCAUCGGCAGCAUUUUCUUAGCGAGCUGGAAAGCUGCGAGCAUCACCCGCUGAAGGUCGGCACCGCAUUCCUGCGCCACGAGUCAAAGUUCUAUCUGUACGCCCUGUACAACAAGAACAAGCCGAAGAGCGACUCGCUGAUGAGCGAGAACGGCACGCAGUUCUUCAAGGCGAAGCAGAUCGAGCUGAACGACAAGAUGGACCUGGCCUCGUACCUGCUGAAGCCGGUCCAGCGGAUGGGCAAGUACGCGCUGCUCCUGCAGCAGCUGAUGAAGGCGUGCGCCGAGGUGCAACACACCAACAGCAACCCGGAGAUCCUGGAGGAUCUGGAGAUGCUGCAGAAGGCCGAGGAGAUGGUGCGGUUCCAGCUGCGCCACGGUAACGACCUGCUCGCGAUGGACAGUCUGCGGGAUUGCGACGUGAACGUGAAGGAGCAGGGCCGGUUGCUGCGCCAGAACGAGUUCCUCGUGUGGGAGGGCAAAGCGGGCAAGAAAUCCCUCCGGCAGGUGUUCCUGUUCGAGGAGCUGGUUCUGUUCAGCAAAGCGAGGCGAUUCCCCGACCGCAAGAACCUGGAUAUCUACAUCUACAAGAACAGCAUCAAAACGUCGGACAUCGGGCUGACGGCGCACGUAGGCGAUUCACCGUACCGGUUUGAGAUUUGGUUCCGGAAGCGCAAACCCGGUGACACGUGGACACUGCAGACGAUGAGCGAGGACGUAAAGAACGCAUGGACGGAGGAAAUCUCGAAGCUGCUGUGGAAGCAGGCGAAACGCAACCGCGAGAUCCGUCUCGCCGAGAUGUCCUCGAUGGGCAUCGGUAGCAAGCCGUGCCUGGACAUCCGCCCCAGCCAGGAUCAGAUCAACGAUCGUUCCAUCAGCUUUUCGCAGCUCGGAAAAGCUCCCAAACUGCGCCACUCGUUCAUGGGCACGUUGCCAGAGUCGAAAUCGAGCAAACGCCCGCAAUCGAUCAUCUCCGUCAGCUCGUCCUCGUCGGGCAGCUCAUCCGUCAGCACUGGUACCAGCUCGACGACGAGUGGCUGCGAAGCAACGACGGUCAGCGUAAGCGGCAACAGCAACAGUUCGUCCGCUUCAUCCUCCGCCGCCAGCAACACGAGCAGCAGCAGUAGUACCACCAGCAGCACCAGCAGUAGUAGCAGCGUAGGCGGCAAUAACAACAACGCAAACAGCAACAACAACACCACCACCACCAGCAUCACAACCACCUGCAAGCGGUUGACACUCAGCAUCACCGACCCGAAUGCACCGGCACCCCUUAAGACGAGCUACAAGAAGCAUCAGCGAUCGACGACCCUCGUGAGCCAAUGUUCUAUGGAGAGUGGCAUCAUAGCUGAUAUCUCGCUCAGUCCCGACGAGGUGCUGGACAACCCGCACUGGCCGCAUCACAACCACCAUCAACUACCAAAGCACACCACCCUGAAGAAAACACUCAGCCUGGCGUCCUCAUCGCACGGUUCCGGUCCUGUUUCGUUACCCUUACCGGCAGUCCCGGUUGAGGAUGGCGUCACUACCGGCAAACAGCUGGACGAUGGUGGCAAAGCAAACGGAACACCCGGGCUGAACGCCGCGAGCAGCAACACCAUCACCGUUCACCUGUAGAAGGACCUGCCGUUCGUCCAGGUUCCAUCACAUCCGUCUUGUACAAAUAGCGCAAAAAAAAACCCGUCAUUUCUGGUCCGUCGUGUACGUGCGUGUAAUUGCUAAGAUGGCGAGCUGCUAGUUAUAAUUGUUACUACUCCUAAUCUACUACCUUUGCUAUUACACAAUUUCUCCCUUUCUUUGUGGUGAGAAAUGCGGUACUCGUCGGUCAUCAUUGCUAUAUUCAUUACUGUUAUGAUAAGUAUUAUUACUCUUACUUUUACUCCUGCGUUUGGGCAGCUAUCGUUUAUGUAGAUGCUUUAGACGAGCAGGCGAUCGACGAUCGAGAAGCGCUAGGAAAUGUACAUGUAAGGUACGGCUGCCGGUAGCUAACGCGCGUACUAAAGUAAGCUUACAUCCACUCUGUUGACAUUAAAAUGAGAGGAAAAACCCUAAAUCUAAUCGAAAAAAGGAGAGAAAAACAGGAAGACAAAAAAAUAAUGACGACGACGAAAACUGGACAUUUGAUAAGGCAACUUAACGUGAGAAGUAAUUUAUUGUACACACUAGCAGGUUAAAUUAUGUUCUUUAGCGAGAAGGAAUUGAUAGUCUAUAGCCGGGCGCGUGUUUGUAUCCCGUACGAUGUUGCCGGCCAUCGUCAGAAGCGAAAAAAAAAACAUGUAAAAGCAUAGGAUUUCACCCGCGAACUUUGAGCAGCGACGGUCAGGCCGAGCAAAAGAAUGCUCCUGACUGCAGGAAAACUAGUUUAGUGAAACGUCCCGCGUAUUUCACAUCCCCGUACGUGCUAUGUUUAUUUUUCCCUCUUUCUUCCAUUCGUGCUUUUGUUGUUUUGAUAGUGACGCGCUGAUUACCGCUUGCUGAUUCCCCCCGGGAAAGCAUCCCAAGCGCGGCACCAUUUCGAUAAGAAUAUAUAGUAUUUUAUUUACCUGUAA